UUAGAAUUACAAUUUAUUCAGGAACGAAUAAUGCAAUAUGCAAACUUCAAAAGAAUUGAGAAACUAAUCCUACAGAAGAAAGAUAAGGUUUAUCUAUUUCGAAAAAACAUUAAAAUAACUAGAUCUAGCAACAAAUUUGAUUACAAAAAGCUAGAGCUAUUCAAAAUCUUGUAA
This is a messenger RNA of Cryphonectria parasitica EP155, 174 nucleotides long. RefSeq lists its product as uncharacterized. NCBI's taxonomy places the organism in Eukaryota, Fungi, Ascomycota, Sordariomycetes, Diaporthales, Cryphonectriaceae. The annotation marks the transcript as partial. The record is from RefSeq and is a predicted model, not a curated record. The transcript has a single exon.